This is a messenger RNA of Trifolium pratense (red clover), 2055 nucleotides long. RefSeq lists its product as uncharacterized. NCBI's taxonomy places the organism in Eukaryota, Viridiplantae, Streptophyta, Magnoliopsida, Fabales, Fabaceae. The coding region runs from base 410 to 1840 and encodes 476 amino acids. Gene Ontology annotation, biological process: carbohydrate metabolic process. Gene Ontology annotation, molecular function: hydrolase activity, hydrolyzing O-glycosyl compounds. The transcript has 3 exons. The record is from RefSeq and is a predicted model, not a curated record.
CUCAUAGUAGAGUAGCUACCAAAUAAAGCCACAGUAAAAAAGUAAAAAACCAACUUUGGUUUCAAAUCAACAUCAUCAUUCAUUCAUUCAUCACUCUCACUCAGUUCCAGAUCCAAACGACACCAGAACUUAACUACCCUAAAUAACCAUACUUAACACCGUAAUCUUACUACUAAUCCAUUUUUUUAUGUUCCUUAGUUCGGUGGUUGUGCUUGUUCUUUUUUGUGACAGGGUGUCUGUCUUAGGUAGGUAUUGAAAAAGAGUACCACAAAAACCGCAUGUCUGAACAUUCCUCAGUUCGGGUUGUACCAGGUUAGAUGUGUUUGGUCACAUUGUUCAGGUUUUUUGGAUAGGUUGUUGUAUUUUGUAAAUUGCGGCGUUUUGUUGAAGAUAUAGAAAGGAAGAGAAAAUGAGGAUCAAGAAUAAAUACAAGAAACCAACGACUUUACGUUGUUGCGAUGCAGGGAACAGAUGUUGUUCUACUUCUGUUUUUGUAUUGAGUUUGUUAGGAUGUCUUCUUUUGGUUCAAUUGUAUUGCUAUGUUGAUCAUACGGACAAACGUCGUGGUGGUGGUGGUGGAGAGGCUAGGUUGCAUGUGAGUCAUCAUCCGCAAGUACGUGAGCUUCAAGAAGUGGAAGAGGAAAACCUUCAUGUUCCCCCGCCGAAAGGAAAGAGAUCUCCUCGAGCAGUAAAGCGCAGACCGAAACGGACAACUACACUGAUUGAUGAAUUCUUGGACGAAAAUUCCCAAAUGAGACACGUGUUCUUUCCUGGUCGUAAAAGAGCUAUAGAUCCGAUGCAGGUUGUUGACAAUGAUAAGUAUCAUUACUACCCGGGAAGAAUGUGGUUGGAUACUGAUGGUCAUCCUAUUCAAGCCCAUGGAGGGGGCAUUCUGUAUGAUAAAAAUUCAAGGACAUACUAUUGGUACGGUGAAUAUAAAGAUGGGCCCACCUACCAUGCUCACAAGAAAGGAGCUGCUCGGGUGGAUAUUAUUGGAGUUGGUUGUUAUUCUUCUAAGGAUUUGUGGAGCUGGAAACACGAGGGGAUUGUAUUGGCAGCGGAGGAAACAGACGAAACCCAUGAUCUGCACAAGUCUAAUGUGCUCGAAAGGCCAAAAGUGAUUUACAAUGAGAAAACUGAAAAGUAUGUGAUGUGGAUGCAUAUCGAUGAUGCUAACUAUACCAAAGCAUCUGUUGGCGUAGCAACCAGUGAUACACCCGACGGUCCUUUCAAUUAUCUCGGUAGCCAUAGGCCUCAUGGUUUCGAAAGCAGGGAUAUGACAGUUUUCAAAGAUGAUGAUGGUGCUGCAUAUAUAAUCUACUCCUCCGAAGACAACAGUGAACUGCACAUCGGACCCCUAACCGAAGAUUAUCUCAAUGUAACAUCCGUCAUGAGAAGGGUUCUCGUGGGACAACACCGAGAAGCACCAGCUCUAUUCAAGCAUCAGGGAACAUACUACAUGAUCACAUCGGGUUGCACAGGGUGGGCCCCAAACGAGGCACUGGCUCAUGCAGCCGAGUCGGUUAUGGGACCUUGGGAAACAAUGGGAAAUCCAUGCAUGGGAGGAAACAAAAUGUUUAGACUAACAACUUUCUUUGCUCAAAGUACUUUUGUGCUACCGAUUCCUGGUUUCCCUGGAAUGUUCAUCUUCAUGGCAGAUCGAUGGAAUCCAGCUGACUUAAGGGACUCGAGAUAUGUAUGGUUGCCAUUGAUAGUGGCGGGACCGGCAGACGAGCCUUUGGAGUAUAGUUUUGGAUUCCCAUGGUGGUCAAGAGUGUCUAUCUAUUGGCAUAGAAAAUGGAGAUUGCCUCAAGGGUGGAACCCAUUUCAAACAAUGUAGUGUUGUAUGUUGUACAUUGAUUCAUAGUCAUCAUAUACAAAAAUACUUGGGUAUAUAUAUAUAUAUGUGUUGCUUGUGAAGCACAUUGUGCAUUACUCAUAACUGAAUAGAAGAAACAUGAAAUCUCAAUAACAUUCAAUGGUCAAGAAAGAUUAUCCUCUUGAUCAUUGGAGUUUUGUCAAUAAUCCAGUACUGGUGAUUACUUUGAGCUGCAA